AAACAACCAUGCCCAAGCGCCCCACGAAAACCUACGAGCGCCCCGGCCUCUCCGAGGAGGAGAUCGAGGAGAUCCGCGAGGCCUUCAACCUCUUCGACACGGACGGCUCCGGCACGAUCGACCCCAAGGAGCUCAAGGCGGCCAUGCAGUCGCUCGGCUUCGAGGCCAAGAACCAGACCAUCUACCAGAUGAUCGGCGACAUCGACAAGGACAACGACGGCUCCAUCGACUUCGAGGAGUUCCUCGACAUGAUGACGGCGAAGAUGUCCGACAAGGACACGCGCGAGGACAUCCAGAAGGUGUUCAACCUCUUCGACGACGACCAGACGGGCCGCAUCACGCUGCGCAACCUCAAGCGCGUCGCCAAGGAGCUCGGCGAGACCAUGUCCGACGCGGAGCUCAUGGAGAUGAUCGAGCGCGCCGACACGGACCAGGACGGCGAGAUCUCGCCGGACGAGUUCUACGGCAUCAUGACGAAGAAGACCUUCACGUAAGCCGCGUGAAAAAGAGCGCCGCGGCGCCGGGUGGCUAGAGGUAGCCGACGGGGCCGCGGCGCCAAAGCCGCCGCGUUCGUUCGCGCCGCGAUUCGCUGGCGCCGCGCGGCGGGCAUCGGGCUUCUAGAGGUAGAUAACGGUGCGGAAAUUUA
Molecule: messenger RNA, 646 nt
Organism: Pelagomonas calceolata
Lineage: Eukaryota; Pelagophyceae; Pelagomonadales; Pelagomonadaceae
Source: the annotation of a GenBank genome assembly